Messenger RNA from Cotesia congregata, 228 nucleotides. The record is from the annotation of a GenBank genome assembly. NCBI's taxonomy places the organism in Eukaryota, Metazoa, Arthropoda, Insecta, Hymenoptera, Braconidae.
AUGAUCAGGUGGUGCUUUCAGAUUCCACUACAUUAUUUCAAGAAAGAAGAAAAGAAAGCUGAAAUAUCACCAGGAUGCGGUUUCUACAUGGAUAAAACCAUUAUUGCUGACAUCGAAGAAAAUGCUGAAAAUAAUUGGCGAAAUCUAGUGACUGCAGUAAUAAAUGAAGUAUAUGGCGCUGAAAUUAAGAAUUUCUCGGCUAAAGGACGUGUCUCUCAUAAACGAUAA